UCCAUUCUAUGAAAAAAAAAUAUGUAAAAAAAUUCAAUUAUCAACUUGAGGCAGAUCUGGUUUAAAAUGAAAAAAAGUAUAGAUAUCUUAUCAACAGUGAAAUUAAUGCAAGUAUUUAUUUAACUGAGAUUCAAUCAAUAAAUUAUGUUGGUUGUACAGUUAUGUAGAGAACAAUCAGUGAACUGGCUUAAUUAUAGUUUACAGAAAAUGUAUACUGAGUUUAUGGCAGUCUAGGUUAGGUGCUAAUCUGUCAAGACUGUCAAGUAUAUGAGGUUAACAUCUAUUUAAUUUAUACAAUGGAUGUUUUAAAACAAUAUGAAUCCAUAGAUAUAAGUGAAGUUUGUAGAAUAUGUUUGAUUAAAAAAAGUACCAUGAUAAUACUAAGUGAAUCUGGAAUUGAAAACAUCAUAAUUUCCUGCACAUCCAUAAAAAUGUUGGAAGAAGAUAGGUCUCAUUAUAUAUGCAUGGACUGUAUAAGCAAAGUACAAAGUUGGUUCAAUUUUUAUCAACAAAUAAUUCAUUCAUUUAAAAUUGGACACUUAGUUAUUCAAGAAAUUGAAGGCCAAAAACAAGGUGGAAUUGAUAGAACUAUUUAUUUUACCAACACAGUGGAAAAUCAAGAAGAAAAUACAGUAAUAAAUCUUUCUUCUAAAAAUUUUACAAAAUCUGAAAGAGAAACAAUUAUUCCUGAACAACUGUUAAUCAAAAAAGAAUAUGAAGAUAUUAAUUUUUAUGAAAAAAGUAAUAUAUAUUUAAAUACAAAAGACAAAGAAACGCCUGGAGAAAACCGAAAUUUUGAAUGUGAAAAAUGCAGCAAAAAAUUUAAACAAUUGCAAACAUUAAAUGACCAUAUGAAAAGACAUUAUAAUAUAAGAAAUUUCGCAUGCAGUCUUUGUGGCAAAAGUUUUUAUAAACAAUUCAAUGUUUUAGAACACAUGAGGAUACACACAGGGGAGAGGCCCUUCAAAUGUGAAUUUUGUGUUAAAACAUUUACAAGGACACUUCUUUUAAGAAAUCACAUUAAAAAGGUUCAUGUCACUGAUACAAGAUUUGCAUGUGAGGUUUGUAGAAAAUCAUUUGUUGAUAGCUACCAAUUGAAAAUUCACAUGAGAACGCAUACAGGUGAGAAACCUUAUAAAUGUGCAGAGUGUGAAAAAGCAUUUGCUUUGCAAGGUCAACUUAAUUCUCAUAUUAAAUACAAACAUACAAAACAGAAAAAUUUUAUAUGUAACAUCUGUGGUAGAGCAUUCACAGCCAAACAUUCUCUUGAGGCACAUCUUAGAGUACAUUCGGGGAAGAAACGAGAACCAAAACAUGAGUGUACAUUCUGUGGGAAGAAAUGUAUUACAACAACUCAGUUAAAAAUUCACAUAAAAUCACAACACACAGGUGAGCGACCUUAUCCAUGUCAGAUAUGUGUAAAGAGUUUUAUUACCAGAAGUGCAUUAGCCUGUCAUUUGAGAACUCAUACAGGAGAGAAAUCGUACUUUUGUGGAGAAUGUAGCAAAUCAUUUAGUACCAAUUCAUCUUUGAAAAUCCAUUUAAGGGUUCAUACAGGGGAGAGACCUUUUAAAUGUGAACAUUGCUGUAAAGCGUUUAGACAAACAAGCUCCUUAAAUACUCAUAUUAAAAUACACCAAAUGUAGUAAUUUUUAGAAUAUAUGUUGCCAGAUUAAUCCAUUAAACUGAUAGCUUUGUUCAAAGAACAACGGUAUGAGUUUAGUACCAAAUGUGCAUGUCUUAUCCCAUAACUGAUUUAAGAAAAAUUAGAAAUAAAAUCUA
This is a messenger RNA of Anoplophora glabripennis (Asian longhorned beetle), 1782 nucleotides long. RefSeq names its product zinc finger protein 234-like. The record is from RefSeq and is a predicted model, not a curated record. Gene Ontology annotation, cellular component: nucleus. Lineage: Eukaryota; Metazoa; Arthropoda; Insecta; Coleoptera; Cerambycidae. Bases 297 to 1646 code for a protein of 449 amino acids. The transcript has 6 exons. Gene Ontology annotation, molecular function: zinc ion binding; RNA polymerase II cis-regulatory region sequence-specific DNA binding; DNA-binding transcription factor activity. Gene Ontology annotation, biological process: regulation of transcription by RNA polymerase II.